AUAUCACUAAAUUCCUUUUUAAAAACAAAAUUUCAUCCAAUUACUUUUCAAAUAAUGAUAAUUUGAGUGUGUCGUUUUGAUCUUGCAAAGGGUAAUUUUGCAAUUUAUUAAAAUCACAUUCUGUAAUGCCUUCUGCGAGCCACUGUACAUAAGUACUACAUCGCGUGACUGGUUCACAGAGUGUAAUGUACCUUAGUUACUUAUCUAGUCCGAAAAAAGUAUAAUAUUGUCGAGAUAAAAAAAAAACAAACAUUGCAAACUUGUAAGUAACAGUAAAACUGAACCCCAAAAAAGAAAGUACCUACUGUUGAGGACAAGGUCACGUCCUGCCAGUAGGCCAGCUGGUGGUAUCAGGUGAAUAAUAAACGUUUUAAACAGUCACUCGCUUCCUGACUGUCUAACAACAGUCUUAGUACACAUAGUUUAGUAGUCUAAUGUGUAAGUCCGGAUUAACUAAAAUAAAUAAAAAUAAAAAUUACGAGAAAUCUUAACACUGAAUAUUAAGCAUCAAAUAACUUUUCCUUUAAUAAGAAGAAAGAAAUAAACACAAAAAAACAACGAAUGUGAUAAGGAUAGAAAUCAACAUUAUGAUCACAAAUAAAGGAAGUGAAAAUUGUAUCUGACUGUUAUGUAUAUUACAACUAACUUAAAAAUUAUUAGUGUUAACAUAAGUGAUCACGUCAAAAAUACAUGUGAAAGUUAAAUUAGUAUGCUUAAAACCAAAAGUGCUAAUAAACACAAUUUGUGACGAUUAAAAACCUAUUAUAAUUGUAUCAGCGACUCAAAGUGCGCAUAGUAACGAAGAUGAGUGUAAAGCGUAAAUUAUUGAUGUUUAUGUCCUUUAUGUGCCUAAAUAUAUCAAUUGUAAUUUCCGCACCAUUACUGCAGCUAUUGCAACCAUACCCGAAAAUAGUUAUGCCACCUUCUCAGCAAAAUCUACAGCAACAGUUACUGGAACUACAAACAAUGCCGCAACUUUAUCCAAUACCACAGGUCGUACAGAAUCAACUACAACCAAUUAUCAUUUUGCUACCUGACCAACCAAUAAACACGAACUUCGAUAUGAAAAUAAACGAACAUAUUGAAGAAAACGAAUUAAACAUCGACAGCGAUAAAACGAAAACAAAAGAUGGAGAUGAAGACUCUGUAGUAAUAGACGCAGAGCCAAUCCCAAUACUUGAAGAACAAAAGGCGUUCUUAAUAAUACCAAAUGGGAGACUUUCAAUAGGCGACUUUAUAUCAGCUAUCCCAUUUUUACCAAUAGAAAUAAACGUGCCUGACACUGUAUCUUGGGUGUACAACGGAAUUUCUAGUGGAAUUUCAGGUAUCAUUUCAAUAAUCGGAUCAAGGUUACCGUUCCAAAGACCACAAGAAAAUUCUUCAAUGGAAAAUUUAAAUCUAAAAUCGAUUAUUAGUGAAUUACAACUGAAAAACAGAAAUAACGCUAGACCUUUAAUAAUGAUGCCCUUAGGUGGUUUAAGCGGGCAUAUUUCUCCUUCCCAAUACUAAAAAUACAAACAUAGAAUAUAUAUUUUAAAUGUAUUGAAGAUACUUUUAUUAAUGAUUGAGAUAAAAUAAACAAACAAUUGAAAAUUUCAUACUUUAUUGUUCCUGUUACUCAAUACAUAGUUUAUUUAGUAUUACCAAUGAUUAAAUAAAAACUAUAUUUUAACCACGACUGGGUUCAAGAGUUUAACUAUUUACGAAUCAAAAAUAAUAAACAUAAACAAAAAUUAAACUGAAUUUUUAAAUAUUUAUAAAUGUUACACUUUUAAACUCCAGUCUGGAAUUAUUAUUUACCAAUUUAGUUUUUAUUUUAUUGUAAUUUUAGAAAUGUUUGUGUUAAAUCUGCAAAUAGGUAUUAUAUUUUCAAGUUAUCUAUUUACAAAGAGAUAUACCAUGGAAGUUAAAUGUUGUUUUAUUGUGAUAUGACAAAGAAAAGUACUUACAGGAAAGAUUACAAAGUGCUAACUUAUCCUACUUAACUAAAAUGGCAACGGAUACUACUACCUUUUACAACGUCAUUAGAAAUCGAUAACAAUUCCAAAUAUAGAUACAAAUAUUUUUAUAGAAAGCAUAAAAUGUCUAACCUUUACCAAAACUGAGUACAUUAUUAAUUUUUUAACGAUUAAAAUACCAAUAUAAUUGAAUAACUCUAUUACAUUCUUAAUUUCAUUAUAAUUACUCGAAAAUAU
Bicyclus anynana (squinting bush brown) is the source of this 2195-nucleotide messenger RNA. RefSeq lists its product as uncharacterized. The transcript is spliced from 2 exons. The coding region runs from base 805 to 1509 and encodes 234 amino acids. NCBI's taxonomy places the organism in Eukaryota, Metazoa, Arthropoda, Insecta, Lepidoptera, Nymphalidae. The record is from RefSeq and is a predicted model, not a curated record.